AUGACGCUAGAAAUGGGGUCACAAAAAAAGAAAGGACCUAGGACAAAUAUAGUGAAGAGUUCAUUUAUACCACCGGGUGCAUUAAGAAGGGCAAGGGGACAUGGACAUCAAUCAAGAUCAUUUUUACCUAUGACAUCCACACAAAGUCAAACUGCAUCAAUUGCACGUUGUUCGUUAGAGCCACAUAAUGACAUCUCUCUUUUUCAAGAUGUUGAUCAUAGGGAAGAAGAUGGUGGAGUACAGGAACAAAUACCUGAACAAGUGCAUGAAGAUUUUGAUACUGCAGAAUGUAAUACAACAAGGCAACAUCAAAGUAAUAAUAAUCCAGCUCAGGAAGAAACACAAGAAGGUAUUUCCACUAUACAAAAGAAGAGAAAAACAAGAGGAAUGAACAAGGGUAAAAAGAUUGCAGCACUUAAGAAUGGAGAGAAACUGGAUGUGGUUUUUUAUAAUAAUCGAGUUGUUGGAGAAAAUCAUGCAGAAUGGUCAAGACAUUUGGGCAAAAUAGUGCGUGACCCAAAUAUUUGUCCAAUAAGAGUGCACUCAUGGAAGCAAAUUGGAGAAGAUGCAAAAGAUCAUAUGUGGGAUUCAGUCAAGGGGAUUUGA
This is a messenger RNA of Hevea brasiliensis (rubber tree), 606 nucleotides long. RefSeq lists its product as uncharacterized. Bases 1 to 606 code for a protein of 201 amino acids. The record is from RefSeq and is a predicted model, not a curated record. The transcript has 4 exons. NCBI's taxonomy places the organism in Eukaryota, Viridiplantae, Streptophyta, Magnoliopsida, Malpighiales, Euphorbiaceae.